AUGCUCUUUCGGCUCAUCGCUUAUUUCCUCUUUCUCGUGCUCCCCUGCACCGUAUCGGCCGCUAUUACUGGGGUGGUCAAGAACUCAAAGUUCGCAAAGAGUCCAACCACGCCCUUCCAUAUUCCAUAUAGCAAAUGUGCUGGUCUAGCUACAACCUAUUCCCUCACUAGUCCCGCGACGGGCGCCAAGCUCUACACCAAGUUGAGGACAAACGUUUGGCUUGCCGGAUACUCGCUUGGCUGCACGACAACAGGCGGGACAACAGGCUGCGGCGGGUGCUUCCAGGCCCAGAACUCCAACGGGCUCCUCGCAGUGUGGUUUUUCGUCGCCGACUAUCAUUGCAACAUCUUGGAAAUCGCACAAGGCGCCUAUGACAGACUUAAUACUGUAUCCGGAGGUAACUUCAAUUCAGCCACAGGGCUCGUAUCGGUCGCCGUAAGCAAUUGUGUUGCUUAA
Messenger RNA from Orbilia oligospora ATCC 24927, 456 nucleotides. RefSeq lists its product as uncharacterized. Lineage: Eukaryota; Fungi; Ascomycota; Orbiliomycetes; Orbiliales; Orbiliaceae. The coding region runs from base 1 to 456 and encodes 151 amino acids. The transcript has a single exon. The record is from RefSeq and is a predicted model, not a curated record.